Messenger RNA from Didymosphaeria variabile, 942 nucleotides. RefSeq lists its product as uncharacterized. The transcript has a single exon. The record is from RefSeq and is a predicted model, not a curated record. The coding region runs from base 1 to 942 and encodes 313 amino acids. Lineage: Eukaryota; Fungi; Ascomycota; Dothideomycetes; Pleosporales; Didymosphaeriaceae.
AUGAGCCUGUCACGGCUUAUUGGUUUCGUCUGUGGUCGUACUCGCCGCAUCUUUAUCUAUAUCAAGGAAGAGUUCAAUGUCAUUCUUCGGAAGGUUUUGAUGUACAAUGAGGCGAGCCAUCUACCGGAGGUACUAGCUACUCACAAGCUGCUGCUAGGCAAGGAGUGCCCUCUUGACGUUCACUUUGGAAGUCUGAACAUCCACACUGACCCGCUCUACUACCAGAACGUCGAAAAUAGUAGCGCUUAUCCUCUUACGUCUUCGAACUACUUACCAGGCAUGGAUGUCGAUCUUGCCUCGAAGAACCGUCCGAACGGCUACGCAAGGAUGCGGGACCUAAAUCCUUACGAGCAACAAGAGCUUCAGAGCCUCCGAGCCGAGCACGAUAUAGCCAAUGCAUCAUACACGAGCGCGUCUCCCAUAGGCCGAGGCAGUCGAUUCGGAGUGCCUGGCAUGGGUGAUCGCACUGGAGCCCACCGAACCAUGGGAGACCGAGCUGCUACCCUGCACAGCUGGGACCAUCGAGCGGCGAGGCCAAGUCCAUGGGUUGCUCGCAGCACACAGAGUAACCCUAUGGGUUGGGGAAAUGGACCUGCUUUCAGCAAUCUGCGAAUUGGAGAGCAGAACACGUCCGCAUCUCACGGGCAGACUCCCAGCACGCAUUCUCGAUAUCCACCCGGCAUGCAAGUUGAUCAUGAUCGGGAUGACUAUCGUAUGGGACGAACGGAACUCGAUGAUCUCUACUCACCCAACAGCGUUCGCCGUCAUUCGCCAGUGUAUCCGCCUGGCAUGAACGUUGAUCCCCUUCAAAGUGCCCAAAGGGCUUUCGGCGAGAUGCACAUUGGUGAUGAGAGGCUAUCAACUUCCAAUCCCGAGGGCCCUUUCCUUCCGGGUAUGGGUCCCCACCAUGUAUUUUCCCGUUAUGGUACAGAGGUCAUGUAG